Erpetoichthys calabaricus (reedfish) is the source of this 1221-nucleotide messenger RNA. RefSeq lists its product as uncharacterized. The record is from RefSeq and is a predicted model, not a curated record. The transcript has 2 exons. The coding region runs from base 77 to 826 and encodes 249 amino acids. NCBI's taxonomy places the organism in Eukaryota, Metazoa, Chordata, Cladistia, Polypteriformes, Polypteridae.
ACUGAAUACGGUCUGAGGAGUUUAAGCCAACUCCUGCUCAUCAGUGCUCCUCUGAGCUUUUCCAAGCAUUUGCACCAUGUAUGCAUUUUUCAAAGAAGUUCUGAACCCUCUGCCUCUAGUUGCUUCGUAUACAGAGGCAGCAAAGCGUUCACUUACCUUUGCAGGGUCUAUAAUGUUGAAUGUGCUGCUUCUAGCUGGUGGUAUUUUUAUGUCCAGCCAAUUGAGGCAACUUGAUCACAGGAACUCACAGUUAGCUGAUCAUGUGCUGUCUCUCACAAAUAAGCUGAUGAAAAAUGAAUCCAACAUAUGCAGAAACAAGAAGGCCAAUGAAGAGUUACGAGAAGCCCUCCGUAUUCAUGAAGAUACUUUAAAACAGCACUGGGCUCAGGUUGAGCACAUUCACAAACAGAUGAAUGGAAGAGACACUGAGAUUCACAAACAUGUAAGAAUAAACCAAAAACUGCGAUGGGAAUUAGAUGCCAUCAAACAAUGGAUACGAGAUGGUCAGAUGGAGAAGAACACCUUCUUGAAAAAACUGGAAAGUGCAAAAAGCAAGCAGAUGAAAUCUACAGAAGAAGGAGAGGAGUUCCGAGCAGAAAUUGUGGGAUUAGUAGAUGAGGUUCUGGAUGUGAUGGAGGGAGAAAACAAAUCUGAGGAAGGGAGAUCAUUUCACAAUGAAAAACAAAGGAUGCAUCCACCAGUCAGCUCCUUGCCACAACCCAUUCCCUCAAGACAAGACAAGUACUUCUGCCACACUAACCUCAGCACUGGAGUCCACAACGGAGGGAGACCAAAAAAAAAGAAAAAAGGAACCCGAGAAAUGUAGGUCCGCUGUACAUAAGAACUACGAAUCAGACAUGUCUGAGGAUGAAAAAGGAUCCUUACUGCAAAAACAUUCGAUGAAGAACUCUGUUAAACAACCCAAACGUUAGUGUGGAUCUAUGUAGCUUUGUGUAUUACAAUCUGAUAAAACUGCACACAUCUAUACUGGUAAAAAGAAAAAUUGGAGUUAACAGUAAAUUAAUAGAGUACACACCCUGGGAUGGACAGUCGCGUCCUGUCCAGAGAUUGUUCCUGCAUUGCAUCAGAUGCUUUCUGGGAUGGACUCCAGCAUCCCCAUGGCCCUGCCUAGAAUUGGAAAAUGGAUGGAUGGACUAAUAAGAGUACAAAUCAUUGAAGUAUUUAAAGAUUUUAGGUCUCAUUUAAAAACACUUUACAUGG